This is a messenger RNA of Zea mays, 1191 nucleotides long. RefSeq lists its product as uncharacterized. The transcript is spliced from 4 exons. The record is from RefSeq and is a predicted model, not a curated record. NCBI's taxonomy places the organism in Eukaryota, Viridiplantae, Streptophyta, Magnoliopsida, Poales, Poaceae. The coding region runs from base 106 to 798 and encodes 230 amino acids.
ACGGAACCUUCAACAGUUACCACCUGCGACUGGGUUAUCCCUGAAUUCGUUAGGACACCUUUCCUACCAGCUCAAACACAGCCCGAGGAUGUCGGUUCAUUCGAUAUGUCUACUGAAGCAAUAAGACGUAAACAUCAUGUGCCGCGUGGGGAAAGACAAACUAUCAAAGCCCGUCGAAACAAACAAUCUCAAGCAUCCAUUGCAAGGAACGUGACUACUUUGAAUGGGGAUACUAUCGGCGACGCCAACAACAAUGCACAAUGUAGCGUUCCAUGCCAAGCCGCUACCUUGCCAACAAAUGGAAGUGCAGGCAUAACCGAACAAGGAAAUGAGGUGGAGCAUACACAAGAGAAGCCAAGGGUCAUUUCCAAUGAUGAUGAUGAUGAUGAUGAGGCUGUCAUAUUCGGAGAAGAUGAUGACGACGACGAGGGAUACAUAUUCGCUGGCCAAUAUGAGGAGACUGACGAGGACAUCGAAAUCGAUGGUACUCAGGAUGAAUCUACUGGCACUGAUGUGCCUGACCCCUACGACAAGGUAUACAGUAACCUCCCUGAAGAAACGCAUAUGCUGAAGCCUGUUCCUGACUGCGGUUAUUGCACUGCGAAGAAGUUUGAGUACGAGCCACCUGGGUUUUGCUGUCGUGGUGGGAAGGUUGAGCUAGCACCACUGGAUACCCCUCCCCAGCUCAGGAGGUUGUGGGAUAGUGCAGACUCUGAUGCUAAGCACUUUCGUGAUAACAUUAGGUUUUUAAUGUCCAUUUCUCUUUCACUUCCCUAUAUUGCUGCCUCGAUAGUAUGACAACUAAUGUGCGAGAUUCUGGUAUAUACACGUUCUGGGCACAAGGCAUGAUGUACCACAAUAUCAAGUCAUUCGGUAAGGAAGGUGGGUCGGAGCAUAAACAUCUAGAGCUUUACUUUUACGAUGACGAUCCCAGUCUCGAGCAUCGGUACCGUAAGUGUCGUGAAGAGCAGCUUCAGAAAGACAAAGAGGUUAUUAAACAGAUAGUUGGCAUACUCCAUGGAAACCCGUACUCCGAGCACCUUAGGAGCAUGGGCCAUGUUGAGAACCUUGAUGACUAUCAUAUCGCAUUGAACCUUGACCAGACUUUGAACCAGAAGACAUAUAACACGCCUCUCACUUCGGAGGUGGCCGCUGUAUGGAUCAAGGGGAGCGAACGGCGAGGCCAGUUCA